AUGUUUUCUCCCAAUCCUUCUUCUUCUUCUUCUUCUUUCGGGUCGUAUAUUCCAGCUUCGUUAUCUCUCGCGCCAAACGGGAACAACAAAACCGGGGACUCAAAUGGAUUGCCUAGCGGUUUCAAUAGGGAAAGUAGUGAGCUGAUGAUGAAAUCAUCUGUGGGGCCCACGGGCAAGAUCAAGAAAGGGGAGAAGAAAUUAGCUAGAAAGCCGAGAUUCGCCUUUCAGACGAGGAGCCAAGUCGAUAUACUCGAUGAUGGAUACCGGUGGAGAAAGUACGGGCAGAAGAAAGUGAAGAACAACAAUUUCCCUAGAAGUUACUAUAGGUGCACGCAUGAGGGAUGCAACGUUAAGAAGCAAGUGCAACGACUAUCCAGAGACGAGGGUGUUGUAGUCACGACUUAUGAAGGAGUGCACACGCAUCCCGUGGAAAAACCCAUCGAAAAUUUCGAGCAAAUCCUCAAUCAGAUGCAUAUCUAUCCUAUUGUGAAUUAGCCAUAUAUAUCCUAUUCAAAACAUGAUACGACAGUAAAUAAUUAUCUUGCAGCUAUAUAUAAUGUGAUGAGAAAAUUAAUGGUGUUAGUUACCUCAUCUUAUGUGGGCUGUUGUGAAAAGUUUGAAGCAUUCACAAAACUCUGAUUAAGAGUAGCAAUCUUUUGCUCUCAUGGAAAAGCCCUAUAUAUAUAUAUAUAU
Molecule: messenger RNA, 693 nt
Organism: Striga asiatica
Lineage: Eukaryota; Viridiplantae; Streptophyta; Magnoliopsida; Lamiales; Orobanchaceae
Source: the annotation of a GenBank genome assembly